AUGACAAUUCAAGAGUUGAUAUUAAAAGCUGAAAAUAAUCAGAAAUUGUUGGAUCAAUGCCAAAAGAACAAUACGGACAUUGUGGAACAAGAAAGGCAAUCAAUCCAACAGCAGCUAAAUAUAUGUCAAAAUGACUUGAAAAUACAAAAAGCGGAUUGCUCUAACAAGGAUUCAACUAUUAGGGAAUGGCAGAAAAAGGCUGAUGUUAAUCAAAAGGUGGAACUGGAGAGAAAUUCAGUAAAAUCAGAGCUAGAGAAAUGCCAAUUCAAUUAUACAAAUUUUGCUGAAAACUUCACGAAAUAUCAAAAAGACCACCAAAGUUUAUUAGAAAAAUGUCACAACGACUUGAAAAAAUAUAUAGACUCUUGCUCUAUGAAGGAUUCAAUUAUUCGAGAUUGGCAAAACAAAGCUGCAGAUAAUCAAAAGGCGGAAGAGGAGAGGAAUUCACUACAAGAGGAGCUAAGUAUGCAGCAUUAAAUAAUGAAUUUGAAU
Messenger RNA from Drosophila sulfurigaster albostrigata, 492 nucleotides. RefSeq lists its product as uncharacterized. Lineage: Eukaryota; Metazoa; Arthropoda; Insecta; Diptera; Drosophilidae. The coding region runs from base 1 to 477 and encodes 158 amino acids. The transcript has 5 exons. The record is from RefSeq and is a predicted model, not a curated record.